This is a messenger RNA of Toxoplasma gondii ME49, 417 nucleotides long. RefSeq lists its product as hypothetical. The coding region runs from base 1 to 417 and encodes 138 amino acids. The record is from RefSeq and is a predicted model, not a curated record. NCBI's taxonomy places the organism in Eukaryota, Apicomplexa, Conoidasida, Eucoccidiorida, Sarcocystidae. The transcript has a single exon.
AUGUCGCCACCCACUGCGUCUGCGUCGGUCGCGUCCAGCGGGUCGUCGCCGCAUAUGGACCGUCUGCUCGGGGAUCUCAAACUGCUUGCAGCUUACGAUUCGGCCGCAGGCUGGCAGGAGCCAAAAGCGAUGGAAAGCGCCUUUCAGAGUCUUUCUUGGGAUGACGCUGAUGUUUUAAAGGCUCUUCCCCAGUACUUGAACUGCCGCGGAGAGCAGAAGCGGCGCGUGGAUUUCGCGUACGCCGCGCUCUGCCCGCGGCCCGUCGACGAAAAAGACCCCAAGCAGACCUUGAUGAGUUUAUGGAUGAAGGCGCGCCUCUUCUCUUACGACCAGAAACACCCGUUCGUUCUUUCCCCCUUCGCCGCCACUGACAAGUCGACUUCUGCAGGGGCAAUGACCGCAGAAAAACCGUUUUAA